AUGGAAGAUGGGAAUUGUAGUAUAUGUCAACAAGUUCCUGAAUCAGUUGUUCACAGGCUAUGGGAAUGUGGUGCGGCACAAGAUGUUUGGGCUAGAUGUCCGACUCAAAUAGAGAAGUGUGCAAGUGGUCAGGACGAUAUAUUGCAGCUGUUUAUAACUAUGUUGAACAAGCUGUCCACUGAGGAGUUUGAACUUUUUCUAGUCCAAAGUUGGCUAAUUUGGAACCAAAGAAAUACAGUUGUCCAUGGAGGUAAGUUACAAGACCCGAAUCAACUAAAUAUAAGAGCAAGGGACUACUUAGAGGAGUAUAAGGAGGCUCAAAACCAUCUUGCCAUUCCGGCACAUGCAAAGCCUAGACAGUCGUGGAGGCCACCCUCUGGGUCUGUUUACAAAUUAAAUUUUGAUGCUGCUAUAUUUACACCGAUGGGUGCAUCAGGUUGUGGUGCAGUGGUUCGAAAUGAGACGGGUUUAGUGAUGGUUGCUUUAUCGGCUAAAGGAUCUCCAGUAAUGGAUAGCGAGGAGGCAGAGGCAAUGGCAUGUCGGAAAGCAAUGGAGUUUGUGGUGGAGGCAAGCUUCUCAAAGAUUAUUCUUGAGGGAGACAAUGUAAAUGUUAUGAAAGCAAUUUCAUCCCCAUCUAUCAAUUUGUCUUGGUUGGGUUUGAUAUAA
Molecule: messenger RNA, 666 nt
Organism: Quercus lobata
Lineage: Eukaryota; Viridiplantae; Streptophyta; Magnoliopsida; Fagales; Fagaceae
Exons: 1
Coding region: 1-666 (221 amino acids)
Molecular function (GO): RNA-DNA hybrid ribonuclease activity; nucleic acid binding
Source: RefSeq, a predicted model, not a curated record